Sparassis crispa is the source of this 1419-nucleotide messenger RNA. RefSeq lists its product with no specific name. The record is from RefSeq and is a predicted model, not a curated record. The transcript is spliced from 2 exons. Bases 1 to 1419 code for a protein of 472 amino acids. Lineage: Eukaryota; Fungi; Basidiomycota; Agaricomycetes; Polyporales; Sparassidaceae.
AUGUACGAGGAAGUCUGCCUUCUCUGCGGCAAGCCCGUCAACGUCGAUGGGCGCGCCUACUGCAGCGACGAGUGCGAGAGCCUUGACACCACCUCGCGCUCGGAUUCCGCUACCAGUAGUGCUUUUACAUCUCCCUAUCUCCACUCCAUGAAUGGCACAGGUAUCCUCCCGGACGUGCCUGCACUUGUACCGUCCGCCCUUGGUCGGUCGGUCAACGGCAGAAGCGCCCUCAUGCACGCUAAGAACCGCCUCUCUAUAUCCUCGUCGUCUAACUCCUCUGUUACCUGGGACACCUUCACUGACGACGACGAGGAUCCGUCCAACUUCGGCCUACACAGCAGUAACGGUGAUGACGACUUCCACCAUGCGGAGAUGCUCAGUGCCGACGUCGGGAGCUCAAAGUCUCCAGGCCCUAUGGGUCAACUAUCAUAUGUACGCAGGCCGUCCUCCACGAACAACCGGUCCACCAUCCCACUACUCCAUAGACGAACAUCUUCGAUAUCUAGCCCGUCGAACGCGGACGACAGCGCAGCUCAGAGUGCCUUUGCACCCACCUUUUCCGCAGAGGACGACUACUCGGACGUUCCCUCUGCCUCGAUCUCCUCGUCGUCCUCCGCCCGUUCGCAAGGCAGGCGUUUAAGAAAAUCCGCAGGGGGGGACUGGGAGAAGGAUCCGGAGACCAUCACCGCGAAGUCGAAGCGCAACCGUGCGAGCCUGCCUGCAUACUUUUCCCUUCUCACGUCUGCCGCCUCUCCGACAUCUGUCCGUACGCAGCGGCUCCCAUCGUCCAUUCAGACGCUCACGGCGAUCUCACGGUCGCUCCAGUCGUCCCCGCCCACGCCGCGUGUUGCGAACCCCAUCCUUGACCCCACGAUCGCAUACGCGCAGCACACCCGCGCGCUCGCCGUAGAGGCGGCUCCGCGUGGUCGCGGACGCCAACGCGACCCCAAUGCACGCUCACCCUCCUGUGCGCACCGGUCCCCCGGUCGUUCUCCUGCCUGUCACGUCCGCCACACGCGUGUUGAAGCUCAGAUGCGCGCACGGCUCGACAGCGUCGAAAAAGUCGCGGACUGGGUGUCGAACAGCCCGGUUGUGGGCGCGCAGGUGCGCGGGCGGACGCUCACGCGGCGCAACAGCUCGCCGCCGCCAAAACCACGGCAUGAGAUGUUGCUUGCGGACGCCAUGUUGGACCCGGACGUGGGCGGCCAGCUUGAUCACCUGCGGGAGGCGCUCGCGCGCAGCUUGCAUGUGCGGGUCGAGGAAGAGCGAGUGGAGCACGGGGACGACAGGCGAGGGCGCAGGCGGGCGGAGGAGCUCGACAAUAUCCCGCAGGGCGUUGACAGGUCUGCGCCGGGGUAUGGCAGCGGGCGCAGCGGGUUACGGGCGCGCGAGCGUGGGCGGCCCUUUCCGAUGCGGUGA